Capsicum annuum is the source of this 352-nucleotide messenger RNA. RefSeq names its product probable LRR receptor-like serine/threonine-protein kinase At3g47570. The transcript has a single exon. The record is from RefSeq and is a predicted model, not a curated record. Lineage: Eukaryota; Viridiplantae; Streptophyta; Magnoliopsida; Solanales; Solanaceae. Gene Ontology annotation, molecular function: protein binding. The annotation marks the transcript as partial.
AUGACCCAAACCAACACUACCACUGAUCAAUUAGCUCUUCUUUCGUUAAAAUCUCAAAUCAUGUCCGACCCUUUUCACUUCUUGGAUGAAAGCUGGUCUCCUGCUGUUUCUGUUUGUCAUUGGAUUGGAGUCACUUGUGGCUCCCGCAACCAGCGAGUGAAGUCCUUGAAUCUUUCCAACAUGGCUCUUGCAGGAAGGAUUACCCGGGAAUUCGGAAACCUCACAUUUCUUGUUUCUCUUGACUUGGGAAGCAACAAUUUCCAUGGAAACUUGCCUCAGGAAAUGACACGCUUGCGUCGGCUUAAGUUUCUUGAUUUAAGUUCAACAGCUUCAGCGGGGAGGUUCCCUCUUG